This is a messenger RNA of Alternaria atra, 2379 nucleotides long. RefSeq lists its product as uncharacterized. The record is from RefSeq and is a predicted model, not a curated record. Gene Ontology annotation, molecular function: protein binding. Lineage: Eukaryota; Fungi; Ascomycota; Dothideomycetes; Pleosporales; Pleosporaceae. Bases 1 to 2379 code for a protein of 792 amino acids. The transcript is spliced from 2 exons. Gene Ontology annotation, biological process: endoplasmic reticulum unfolded protein response.
AUGGCGGAAGAAGCGCAGACAAUCAACCUCAGGAUCCUUUCACCCUCGACUGAGGUGGAAGGCGGCGUGAAUCUUGCAGACAUCCCCGCUUCAACCACGGUCAAAGAGCUUCGGCGCCGCAUCCAGGAUGCAGCGCCCUCCAAGCCUGCACCUGAGCGCAUGCGCCUGAUCUACCGGGGAAGAGUUGUAGCCAACGAUGCCGAUACUCUGGGCAAUGUGUUUGGUGUUGACAACAUACGUGAAAGCAAGGACCAGAGCCUCCAUCUGGUCCUACGAGAGCUUCCUACCACUGGAAACUCUCCAGCGUCGCCUGCAUUGCGAACGUCGACUGUUCCGCCGAAUCCGUUUCAUCCUCCUCAAGCUCCAGCUCUACCCGCAAACCCGCUUCAGACGAAUCCAUUCAGGACGCUGCCACAGGCUCGACCAAAUUUACUACCGCCAUUACCGCAACCGCAUCAGCACCCACUUCCGGGGGGUCAAGCACACGUGAUCCCCAUCCCUCUUCCCCAACAAGUACAACAUCAACUUGCUCAGGCCAUGGCACACCAAGGACAGCAGGACAAUGAGCGAGCUCCAAACUCGACAUCUGAGCAGCCUGGGCAAAAUAUACAGAGACCUGCAGACGCUGCUCAGGGACCACUUACUGGUGCAACACCUCUACCAGCGCUGGGACUACCCAAUCUCCCCGGCAAUGGCGACCAACCACUACGACGAGAAGGCGUUGGACCAAAUGGGGCGCGGUGGACAGUCACAUACAACCAGGUCAACAUACCCGCACGAAUUCAGCAGCCUGCCCCUCCGUUCCCUCUUCCACAUCCGCUAGGCUUCGCUCGUCCACCAAUCCCACCGGGCGUUCUUCCCUCAAUGGGUCACGACAAUACCCAGCGCUUGCUGCCUCGGAUUCGGACCAUCUUCCAGGAGACGCAACGGGAGAUGGACAAUGUUCGUACGCUACUACAGCCUACGCGUGAGCCAGAUACACAGACUGAUCGGUCCUCAAUAUCAAACCCCCAGCCUUUGAAUCUACCCGUUUGGCGAAUCGAUUAUAUACGCCAACACCUGAAUACCAUCAACCAAAACUUGAACGUUGUAGAACGGGCCCUCGCCUUCCUUCCCACCGAACCGGAAGUGGUAGCGCUGAGACGCUCAGUCACCGAAAUUAGGGUAGACGCAUUGGAAUUGAACAUCAUACUUGACCGGCAACAGAGCAGUGCUGCUCCCAGUCAACCAGGUACUUCAGUUGCAUCCACCGACCCUCCAACUGCUGGGGUGUACUCCAGUAGUACACCUGGCGCUCCAAUCAUGACACCAGCCGUGCCUAUUACAUCUCAACCACGGACACAGAACGCUACACCAACGAUACCCACAGAUGCGCCAGCCGAGUUGUUCCUCUUAUCGAGCCCGCAGGGACCGGUCGGCCUUCUCUUUGACCAGCAAGGUACAUAUACUACGGCUCCCAUGGUGGCUACUCUGCCAUUCCAGAGCUUCACAAACCAGUUUGCCCAGAACAGACAGCUUAUUGCUGGACUGGGACAACAAAUGGCACAUGGAUCCAAUCAGUUGCAUAACCAACUGGCCAAUCUUCAGCCGACACCAACACAACAGCCGGCGGCUGGUGGCCAGGCUCCUGAUCAGAACCAAGCACAAAAUCAAGUCCAGAACCAGAACCAGAACCAGAACCAGAACCAGAAUGCAAAUGUAAAUGCGAAUGCCAAUCAACCCGAAGAAAAUGAUCGCAUGGUCAACGUCUUCGGGCACUUAUGGCUCAUUUUCAAGCUGGCUGCAUUCGUCUAUUUCUUCGCAGGAGGCGGUGGCCUCUACAGGCCCAUCAUGCUUGGCAUCGUUGCCGGCGUGGUUUACCUGGCACAAAUCGGUGUGUUCCAAGAGCAGUUCAAUAUUAUACGUCGCCACUUCGAGGCCCUUCUUCCUGUAGGAGCCCUAGCCGACCGCGUGGCUCAGCCCAACAACCAACGCCAAACCCAACAGCGAGGUAAUCUAUCACCCGAAGAAGCGGCCAGGAGGAUAUUGCAGCAGAGAAGGGACCAAAGAUUUGGGUGGAUCCGAGAUAGUAUGCGUACAGUCGAACGCGCUUUUGCGCUGUUUGUUGCCAGCCUGUUCCCGGGCGUUGGAGAGCGGAUGGUACACGCGCAGGAAGAAAGGGAGAGACUUGAAAGGGUGGCAGCUCAAGAAGAGAGGGAGCGUCAGGAGGAAGAGGCGAGAAGAAGGGAAGAAGAGGCUCAAGCACAGCGUGAGCAAAAGGAUGAAAAGAAGUCUGAGACCGAUCUCGGAACGCAUGAAGGAUUGGAUGCCGGUGCGAGCACCAAAGGCAAGGAGAGGGCAGUAACAGUGCAAGACGAGGCUUCAGGCUCCGCUUCAUGA